CAUAGCCUUGGAUUACAAAAAUGAAAGUUUCAUUAACAUACUAAAAUUAGGCUAAACAUAUCCCAAAUCCUCCACUAUGUCCUUGGACCGGGACUCAUCACCACCACCCUCCUUCAGCAGGGACUGGUUCUUCCCUUCUCCUUCCUUCAUUCACCAAUCACCUCCCAAAACCCAUAAAUACCGUCGCAGAUUCUCCACCACCCCCAGAAUCUCUCAUCAAAAUCCUCCCGAUUCCAAUCUCCCCAAAACGUCCUCGUUUGCCCCGCCCGUUUCGUCCUCCACUACCACCUCUUACAGAGAUCCUAAGUAUGCCAGGCUUCGCCGCCGACGAGUCGAGUUCCCCCGCCGUUCUGAGAACUCCUCAAAACAAGAACAGGAAGAUGCUGCCAUUUUGGGAGAGAGGACAUCGUCCGGUGAGAGGACUGUCUGGUUUUCGGGCCAUCGGAAUAGAGUUCGGUGGCAGAUGGCCAUUUCCGCGGCGAUUGUGAUUUCAUGUCUCGCUUCUUUAGUGCACAAGAAUUUCUCUUUACACAAUCAAGUCAUUGAUUUGCAGGACCAAAUUUCAAAACUCAAUUUUAGAUUACGAGCAUGCAAUUUAUUAUCUCAAGUAGAUAAUGUUGAAUCCAUUCCACUGGAGAUUGAUGAUCAGCAUAGAAAUGGCUUAAAACGUUUGGCUUUUGUUUUCUCACUUACCCUUUUAUCCAUCCCUGUUCUUGUUUUCAAAUACGUUGAUUUUGUAUCUAAAUCAAGAUCAUCAGAUAAUAUUUCAGAAGAAGUAUCUCUGAACAAGCAGAUUGAAUAUAGAGUAGAUGUCUUUUUAUCAGUUCAUCCAUAUGCAAAGCCACUGGCAUUGCUGGUUGCUACCCUACUACUUAUCUGUCUCGGUGGUUUAGCACUUUUUGGUGUGACAGAUGAUGGCUUAGCUGACUCUCUCUGGUUAUCUUGGACUUAUGUAGCUGACUCAGGCAACCAUGCUAACUCUGAAGGUGUUGGUCCAAGGCUAGUUUCUGUUUCAAUUAGCUUUGGUGGGAUGCUUAUUUUUGCAAUGAUGCUGGGACUUGUGUCCGAUGCAAUUUCUGAGAAGUUUGAUUCCCUGCGGAAAGGAAGAAGUGAGGUAGUUGAGCAAAACCACACCCUGAUUCUUGGAUGGAGUGAUAAACUGGGAUCAUUGUUGAACCAACUUGCCAUAGCCAAUGAGAGUUUGGGCGGAGGGAUUGUUGUAGUGAUGGCUGAACGAGACAAAGAGGAGAUGGAAAUGGACAUUGCUAAAAUGGAGUUUGACUUCAAAGGGACUAAAGUCAUAUGCAGAAGCGGAAGUCCUCUGAUUCUUGCUGACCUUAAAAAGGUAUCUGUCUCCAAGGCCCGUGCAAUAAUUGUCCUUGCCGAAGAUGGAAAUGCUGACCAGAGUGAUGCUCGUGCAUUGAGAACAGUUUUAAGUCUGACGGGAGUGAAAGAAGGCCUGAGAGGGCACAUUGUGGUUGAACUCAGUGACCUUGACAAUGAGGUCCUUGUAAAACUUGUUGGUGGAGAUCUUGUUGAAACUGUUGUAGCUCAUGAUGUCAUUGGUCGCUUGAUGAUUCAAUGUGCGCGGCAGCCAGGACUCGCACAGAUCUGGGAAGAUAUCCUUGGGUUUGAAAAUUGCGAGUUUUACAUAAAAGGGUGGCCACAGUUGGAUGGUAUGCAAUUUGAGGACGUAUUAAUCAGUUUUCCUGAUGCCAUACCAUGUGGGGUCAAAGUUGCAUCAUGUGGUGGUAAGAUUAUCCUGAAUCCUGAUGAUUCGUACACAUUGCAAGAAGGUGAUGAAGUGCUUGUUAUCGCAGAAGAUGAUGAUACAUAUGCUCCAGCAACAUUACCAACGGUCAAUGAAGCAUCAUUCAUACACAUUGCCCGACCAGCAAGAAAGCCACAGAAGAUUCUACUUUGUGGAUGGAGGAGGGACAUAGAUGAUAUGAUAGUGGUAUUAGAUGCCUUUCUAGCACCUGGUUCAGAGCUUUGGAUGUUCAAUGACGUACCUGAAAAUGAGAGGGAAAAGAAGCUUAUUGAUGGUGGCCUGGACAUCAACAGGUUGGUGAAUAUAUCGCUGGUUAAUCGAGAGGGAAAUGCUGUUAUACGGCGUCACCUGGAGAGUCUUCCCUUGGAGUCUUUUGAUUCAAUCUUAAUUUUGGCUGAUGAGUCGGUGGAAGAUUCAGCCAUUCAAGCUGAUUCCAGAUCUCUUGCUACGUUACUUUUGAUACGUGAUAUUCAGGCAAAGCGUCUCCCAUAUAGAGAGGCUAUGGUGACCCAAGUUCACCGAGGAAGCUUCUCACAAGGCUCUUGGAUUGGGGAGAUGCAACAGGCUUCUGAUAAAUCAGUAAUAAUCAGUGAAAUUCUGGACCCUAGGACUAAAAAUCUGUUAUCCAUGUCAAGAAUCAGUGACUAUGUUUUAUCAAAUGAACUUGUCAGCAUGGCAUUGGCCAUGGUUGCAGAGGAUAAACAAAUAAAUGACGUAUUGGAAGAGCUCUUUGCGGAGGAGGGAAAUGAGAUGCAUAUAAGGCAAGCAGAUCUCUACCUUCGUGAAGGUGAGGAAUUGAGCUUCUAUGAAAUAAUCUUACGAGCCCGACAGAGGAGAGAGAUUGUCAUCGGUUACCGUUUGGCAAAUGCAGAAAGAGCUGUAAUAAAUCCGCCAGCUAAAAGUGAGAGGAGGAGGUGGUCACUCAAGGACGUUUUUGUGGUAAUUGCAGAAAAAGAAUAAUCAUUCUGGGCAAAGAUUAUAUUCUUUAGAAAAUAGGGAAAGAAACCUGCCAGAGGAUUUUGUAGUUCAUUAUAUGACAACCAACCAUAAUGUAAAUACGGCUUGCAGCAGAAUGUCAGCUCUCAUUCAUUUGUAAUUCAAGUACGCAUUUCAUUUGUCAAAUGUUUUGAAUUUUUAGACCACGAGUUUUGAUUUAACCGUACUGAAUUCAUUUCCAGGUUGAAAGAUGUUUCAAGUUUGAAUUAUUAUUAUCAUUAUUAUUUUCAUUA
Hevea brasiliensis (rubber tree) is the source of this 3000-nucleotide messenger RNA. Its product is annotated as ion channel CASTOR. Gene Ontology annotation, biological process: monoatomic ion transport. The coding region runs from base 77 to 2731 and encodes 884 amino acids. Lineage: Eukaryota; Viridiplantae; Streptophyta; Magnoliopsida; Malpighiales; Euphorbiaceae. The record is from RefSeq and is a predicted model, not a curated record. The transcript is spliced from 12 exons.